Messenger RNA from Spea bombifrons (plains spadefoot toad), 1467 nucleotides. It is a transcript of the gene MAGT1, whose product is annotated as magnesium transporter 1. The coding region runs from base 55 to 1044 and encodes 329 amino acids. The transcript has 10 exons. Gene Ontology annotation, cellular component: oligosaccharyltransferase complex. The record is from RefSeq and is a predicted model, not a curated record. Lineage: Eukaryota; Metazoa; Chordata; Amphibia; Anura; Pelobatidae.
CGUUGGGUCGUUUCAGUAUUCUCUUCCUUGUUGGCGGAAAGUUUAGCCGGCAACAUGGCGGCAGUUCAUGCACUGCUGUUUGGGGGUAUACUCCUCGCCCUUUUGGGGGGUCUCUCUGAUGGACAGAAGAAAAAGGAGAUGGUGUUAUCGGAGAAAGUUGGACAGCUCAUGGACUGGGCCAGUAAGAGACCCGUUAUUCGAAUGAAUGGUGACAAAUUCCGUCGUCUUGUUAAGGCUCCCCCAAGGAAUUAUUCUGUCGUCGUUAUGUUUACCGCUCUUCAGUCACACAGACAAUGUGUUGUAUGCAAGCAGGCUGAUGAAGAAUACCAGAUAUUGGCCAACUCCUGGCGUUAUUCAACUGCCUUUACAAAUAGGAUUUUCUUUGCUAUGGUGGAUUUUGAUGAAGGAUCCGAUGUAUUUCAAAUGCUAAAUAUGAAUUCGGCUCCGACCUUCAUUCACUUCCCUCCCAAGGGGAAGCCCAAGAAAGGUGACACAUACGAGCUGCAGGUCCGGGGGUUUGCAGCGGAGCAGCUUGCACGCUGGAUUUCGGACAGGACAGAUGUCCAUAUACGAGUUUUAAGGCCUCCUAAUUAUGCAGGCCCAUUGAUGCUGGGCUUGCUGUUGGCUGUGAUUGGUGGCCUUGUGUACUUGAGAAGAAGCAAUCUUGACUUCCUGUAUAACAAAACUGGAUGGGCAUUGGCUGCCUUGUGUUUCGUAUUGGCAAUGACAUCAGGGCAGAUGUGGAAUCAUAUCAGAGGACCUCCUUACGCACACAAGAACCCACAUACAGGCCAAGUGAAUUACAUUCAUGGAAGCAGUCAAGCUCAGUUUGUGGCUGAAACACACAUUGUGCUUUUGUUCAAUGGUGGCGUGACUCUGGGGAUGGUUCUUCUACAUGAAGCUGCCACUUGUGAUAUGGAUGUAGGAAAGAGGAAGAUGAUGUGUAUAGCUGGGAUAGGGCUUGUGGUUCUGUUCUUCAGCUGGCUGCUAUCAGUCUUCAGAUCAAAAUACCAUGGUUACCCAUACAGUUUUCUCAUGAGUUAAAAGAAAAAUUGAAGAACCAAGUCAACGUCAGGCUUGUUCUAAGAAAAUGCAAAGUUUGAACGGUUCAUGUAAUCUCUUCUAUAACCUCUGCUGUUGAAGGUUCUAGACCACUUUAUACUAAGGUGAGGAUGAGAACUCCUCCAGCUGCAAAACAUUUUUUUCCUGAAUGAGAUUUUCUUUUUGUGGGUGAACCAAAGAAAUCAUGCAGUGCCUUAGUAAAAUGCAGUAAAUAUUCUUUUUUUUUUUUUUUUUUGACCUCCUUCAAAGUGUCAAGUCGCUUUUACGUUUUUGACAAGUCUGUACUUUAAAAUGGUGAUUAUAAUGUAGUAGUUACAUUUUGUGUUUCUCUUGUAAGGUUAUGUUCAUUAAUUAAUGCUUGUAGGACAUUGUUAAUCUUGACACGCAUGUGAAAAUUUUUCUUUC